Schistosoma rodhaini is the source of this 7959-nucleotide messenger RNA. The record is from the annotation of a GenBank genome assembly. NCBI's taxonomy places the organism in Eukaryota, Metazoa, Platyhelminthes, Trematoda, Strigeidida, Schistosomatidae.
AUGGUAUUUCGUAGAGAUGUUAAGUACCAGAUUGCUAAAAGAAUUCUGAAAAAUGUCCCAAAUGAUCACUUUCUUCCGCCGUCUUAUCAGCUAGACCUACUAGAUGCUGCCUACGAAAGAAAUACAAUAAUAUGCUCAUCAAAUGAACUAAAUAAAAUGUUUUUCGUCGUUAAUCUAAUCCGCGAAAUGCGCUUCGACAAUCCGGGCAAGCAGAUAAUUUACUUCACCGAUGACACUAAAAUGAAUUCAGUAGACAACUUUUUAACCCACCAUACUGGAUUGUCUUGUUAUAUUUUCAAAUACGAUGAACAAAACAACGUAAAGAAAGAUUUCAUGGAUUGUUUAACUUCUGUUGUACGAAAAUAUGAUAUUAUCCUAUUGUCACCUUGGCUGAUUCCAGUCAUCGUAAUGCUGUCCUCAGUUAAUUUUUUCACAAAGCUUAUUCACCAGUAUUUUUACCUCCUGGUAGUCGAUGAAUGUCAUAUGGUUUUAGAUUCAAAUCAUCCAUUAUCAAUAGUGUUUGGACCAAAUGGUCCAAUGCUUCAAAACACAGAAGACUUUGGACCAACGGCUACUAGACAAAACAUGAGUGAAUUUAAUGUGUCAGUAACCGGAAAAGUCAGAAUCUUAUGCUUUACAUCGGCCUUAUUGCCUAGAGAAAUAACAGAUCCAGAAAAGGCACGAUUACGCUUGCAAACACUUGAAAAAAGAACUAGUUGUCGACUUGAAACUGCUUCAGAGUUAUUAACUAUGCUUUCACUAGGUGCGAGACCCCAAGAACGUGUUAUAUUGUGUUCCAAAUCGUCCUCAAUUGCUACAAUACCUUUCCAUCAGUUUAUGUUAGGAGUUUUUCGAGAGAUUAAAGAAUUCAUCAUCGAUAUAGAAUCCAAUCUACCUUGUACAAAAAGUUCAUCAAUAGGUGAUUCUACAUCAGUGGUCAUUAAUUCUGGAGGUUUUCGUAUUUGCGUACUUGACUAUUGUAAACGUGCUAUAUCACAAUGUGAAGAAAUAUUAAAUGAAUUAGGCUUAUGGUGUGCUGCACAAAUUGUUCGUGUAUUUGCUAAACACUUAAUUGCAUUAGACCGACAGCGUAGUGAAAUUCUUAAAAACUGUGAACUGGUGAAUAAUGAUGAAAAAGAAAAAGGAGAGAAAGAACCAAAUUCAUCUACUUCUUGUAAAUCAUCAUAUAAAGCAGACAUACUUAAAGAUAAUGAAUAUUCAAUUACCAUACCUAAAAUAAAUGAUAAUGAAGAUCGUAUAUCUUAUCUUUUACGUCUUACUGUAACACAGAUGUGUUUUCUUAGUCGUUUAUUUCAAAUGGAAUUCGACUCGAUAUUAACGUUGGAAGAAUUUCAACGUAUGAUAUCGCCUAAAGUAUUAAACCUUAUUGAACAAUUAAAAUUGUACAAACCAAGUAUGAAUUUUCGUAUAGAAGUAGCUGAAUUGCCUACUGCUAAAAAUCCACCAAUAAUUACAACAAACAAUAAGAAAUACCGAAAGGGUGGGAGUCGACAACGUAAUAGUCGUUGUCAAACAUCUAAAAUAUCAAAUUCUUCACUAUCGUCGAUGGGUUUCAUCUCAUGUGAUGUAGAUUCCUUGUCUGAUAGUAUGUCGGAUACAAUGAGUAGUUUAUCAGACGAUGAUGAUGAUACACGAAGUGUUCGUAGUUUAAAUUCUACAAAAUCUCGGCUUUCUACGCAAUCCAUGAAAAAUUUAAAUUUCUCAUCCAAAAGUCGUAAACGUAAAAAUAGAUCGAACUCUUUAAUUAAUUCGUUCAAUUUACACGAUCUUCAUUUUGUUCCCGCAUCUACAUUAAACAAUGGCGGUAUUAGACCAGAUGUUGAUCCUUCCACAUUAGUUUAUCGUGCUGUUUUGAAUACUGAUAAUCGACAUAAUAAAAAUCAUAAUCGUUCCGGAUUUAUAGGCCAAGAAUCAUCUGACAUGACUGCUUCUACAAACAAUAAUAACGAUGUCUCAUUUAAUCGUCUCUGUGGUUUAAUAUUAGUUCCAUGUCAAUUCUCAGCUUAUGCAUUAUCUCGUUUGAUUGAUGAAUUAUGUAUUUGGGAUGUUGAUUUGUAUUUUAUUAAAAUUGGUCAUUUAUUCUGUCGUCAAACUUUAUUAAAAGAGGAUAAUGAUCUGUCAACAACAACAAAUCAAACAUUGAAUAAAACGAAACAUGGUACAAAUUUCAAUUCAUAUAAAACACUUGUAAAAUUUAGUAAUGAACCUGUGAAUAAUAAUGAUUCUUCAACCAAUAAUAAUAAUAGUAAUUGUCGUAAUCCAUUCUCUGUUAAUCAAGAAGAAACAAUAACUAAUUUUCGUCGUGGUGCUAUCAAUUUACUAGUAGCUACUCAGGCAGCAAUUUCAACUGUUACCACCAGUGGUACUGAAUUGCCACGUUGUAAUUUAGUUAUUGCAUUACGUUUACCAAAUAGUUUGGCUGAAUACUUGUCCAGUAAAGCCAGAUCAAGAUUGGUUAAUUAUGGUGCAAAAGUCAUUUAUCUUAUGGAUCACGAUUCUAUUGAAAAAAUUAUUAAUAAUAAUAAUAAUAAUAAUAAUAAUAAUAAUAAUAAUAAUAAUAAUAAUAAUGUAAAUAAACAAUCAAAUUUGAAUGAUAAACAAAACAGGUCAAAACAGACAGAUGAUCGUUCUACCGUUGAUUCAAUGUAUAGUAAUCAUAUAAAUGAUCAAUUUUUGGGCAAUUUUCAACAACUUGAACAAUUGUUACUUCAACGAUGUAGAGGUUAUAAUGUCUUUGCAGAUGAACAUGCUAUUGAUCCGACGGUGGUCGACAAAAUUCUACCGCCAAUUUUUCCUCGUGGCCCAUGUGGUCCAAAAUUCUGCUUAUCCAAAGCAAUCAAUAUAAUCAAUCAAUACUGUGCUCGUCUUCCUAGUGAUUAUAUAACAAAUUUAACUCCAAAAUGGUAUUGGAAAAUAUUUCCUCAACCUCAAGGUUUCACUCCUUCAUCAACUGGUCCAGGAUCAACCUGUGGUUCACUUAAAGAUCUACAACCUGAUGGAACGUUUAAUUUAUAUCAAUGUGUUUUACGACUACCAAUCAAUAGUUCAGUAAAAGAGACAAUAGUUGGUGAACCAAUGGUGUGUAAGAAACUAGCCAAAUAUUCAGCUGCCUUCAAUGCUAUUCACCUUUUAUACUUAAGUGGUGAAAUGGAUUCUAAAUGGGAAUUAAUUAAUCGUGAAACUAAUCCUAUGCAUCAUUUAACAAGCGAAAAUUAUGGUAAUUUGAAAUUAUCUUCUCAACACUCUCCAAUGAAAUACAAAUCAUUCUCCUCUUUAAACGGUUCUGCUAAUAUAGGCAGUGAAUCAGAUUAUGGAGAUUAUGCAUCGUCAAUUGGUUGUUGUGAAUCAGCUGAUGAUGAAGGUGAAAUGAAGUCGAACAUACAGAAUACUGUCAAACGAAGACAAUAUUACUAUCGUAAAUUCCCUACUCAAAUGUCCAAUUGUUUACCUCAACCUAAUGAACCUUCGUCAAAUUAUCUUUAUUACAUUGAUAUGCAUUUGGUUAAGCCGUUUGCAGAACAACAAUAUUUACGCGGUCGUGUAUGUCAUCAUCCUGAAAAUGAACCGAUAGGCUUUGGUUUACUCACUACCAAACCAUUACAUCAUAUACCUAUAUUUCCAAUAUUUAGUAGAUCUGGUGAAGAGAAAAUUCGUUUUAUUGAAUUAUGGUCACCGAAAUCUAAUUAUCAAUUCAAUGAUCAAUAUUUACCUAUCCAAAGUCCUAUUUUAACGCAAGAACAAAUUGAUCGACUCAUUAAAUUUCAUCGUAUACUAUUCCAGGAAGUUCUACGUUUUGAAAAAGAUUCUGUUCUGGAGUUUAAUUUUCAUAAAGCCUAUUUACAGGUCCUUGUGGUACCUACUAGGCGAGAUACAUGUUCAAUUGAUUGGGGUUUUAUUAAUUUAGUGCUUACAUCAUCUUGUGAUAAAUCUGUAUGUCAUCUAUUACCACGUAGAAUGAAUGAAAUAUCUCAAGAAGAAUGGAAAGAACGCAUUGAUCAAAUUAAAUUACAAGCUGGUGUUGUUACUAGUAAUGGAUCAGGUAAAACAUUUAACACUAGCAACACCCAUCAUCAUCAUAAUCGAAAAGUUGGUGGUGACAGUGUUGCAUCAAUCUUAGUGAAUCGUUUACAAAAGUCAGGUAUUAUCGAGUCAAAUUCAGUUAAUAAUAAACCGGGUAUAUUUGAAUUUCGAAUGGAAGAAUUCGUCAACGCUGUGGUUACACCUGGUUAUCGAAAUUUAGAUCAACCACAAUAUUAUUAUGUAGCAAUAAUAAGGAAUGAUAUGAGUCCGCUAUCACCAUUUCCAUCGGAUAAGUUUCGUAAUUUCGCUGCAUACUAUAUUAACAAAUAUAAUGCUUUAAUUACAACAAAUAAUCAACCAUUGUUGGAUGUUGACUUGACAGUAUUGCGAUUAAAUUUAUUAAUACCACGUUAUAUGAAUAUAUAUGGAAAUAAUAAUACUAAUGCUAAUGAUAAUAAUGGUGAUAUUAAUAAUUCUAAAUCUAAUAAUGUUUAUACACACAAACAAUAUUAUCAACAACAAAAUCAUGAUGAUCAUCAGGGUGAAGAUCUUACAAACAAACAAUUAUUAGUUCCUGAAUUAUGUUUUCGGCAUUCAUUUCCUGCUUCAGUAUGGCGUAAAGCUGUAUGUAUCCCAAGUAUCUUAUAUCGUUUAGAACACUUAUUAUUAGCUGAAGAAUUACGUCACCGUAUUGCUUGUGAAACGAAUUUAGGAUGUGCAUACUUACCAGAAUGUAAUAAAAUCUUGAAAGAUGACUUUAUCAAUUUGUCUUCACAUUACAACAAGAAUGGUGAUGUUAAUGAUCCUGAUACUACUUCCUGUUUAUUUGAAUCAUUAAAUAUUCACCUGCCUAUUGCACCAGAUCAUGUUGUCGUAAAUAAUGAAUCGACCAGUAAAUCUAAUACUUAUAAUAACAAUAAUAAUGAGCGAAAACCUACGAGAACCAAUUCGAAAUUUCUGGGUAGUAGCAGUGGCAAAAGCCGUGGUGGUGGCCGGCGAAAACAAAAUUGUCGUAAUAUGAAAAGAGCUAAAAACCACAAUGUUAUCGGUACCACCACUAAGCUGAAAUCAACUGAAAAUGUUCCAAGUGAUCAAUCAGAUACAUGUGAAUUAAACAAGAAAAUGUCUACCAUUGAAUUGAAUGAAAAUAAUAAAAAGGAAUCAUCAUACCAUUCAGUGUCUAAUAGUCAUACUUCUACCGAUCGAAUAAACAAUGAACAAAAUAAUGUAAGCAUUUCAAGUGACAAUGACAAUGAUAAUAUUUGUGAUAAUGAAGAUCAUCGCAACUCUAUCGAUGCUGAAACCAAAGAAAAUCAUGAUAGCAGUAAUGACAAUCUCGUUGUUGUUAACGAGGAUGAUGGUGAUGAUGAUUUAUUAUCUGAAAAACCGACUAUUUUAAAACUUCAUGCUACUUCAGCAUCAAUGGUUCAUAACAAUAAACAUCAUCGUCAUCAAUCGUCAGCACAGAAAUCUACUACCACAGCGUUAUCAUCAUUACCAUACGAUCAUUUCAGUUUAUCAAACGGAAAUUUAGAAUCAUUAUUACAAGAAACAAAAGUUAUUGAGUUGAAUUCAAAUGAUGCUAAUCCAUCGAAUAACAGUGAGGACGAGGAUGAACUAAGAGUUGUUGAAAAUUAUAUUAAUAUGGAUAAAGAAUACUUGGUAACUGAUUCGGAUACAGAGAGUGUAGACAGCUUUGAAGGAAAUGUUCAUUUCUUUCCACCUGAAGAUGAUAAUGAUUUAAGUGAAUUCGAUAUUUCGAGACAAUUAGAUUCAGAAAAACCUUCAAACAACAUUCGUAAACGUGCUUAUCAACCUGGACCUACAACUAUUUUACAGGCUUUAACAAUGUCAUGUUCUAAUGAUUUCAUUAAUCUAGAACGUAUGGAAACGAUUGGUGAUAGUUUUUUGAAAUUUGUCGUCACGGUUCAUCUCUAUCUUACCUAUCCGGAAGCACAUGAAGGCAAAUUAAGUCAUUUACGUAGUCGAAUCGUUUGUAAUUCCAAUUUAUAUCGUUUAGGUAAGGCUAAAGAUUUACAAAAUCGAAUGAUUGGUUGUAAAUUUGAACCACAUGAAAAUUGGAUACCACCUGGAUAUUAUGUACGUCAAGAUAAACGUCUUAAUAAUGAAAUAAUUAAAAAAUCUGAAACUAAUCGUAACUUAGUAAUUUGGUCAACUGAUACUUUAAUGGAUGAUGAAGUUCUACGAAAUAUUGAUUUUAUUGAUGAAAAUAAAAUUAAACCUAUUGAAAAUUUUCCAAUUUCUGACUGGGAUCCAAAUGAUCCAAAAGUGUUACAUGCACAACAUUUAAAUAAUCAGUAUUUAAUUACUAUACAACAAGCUAUACCGGAUAAGUCGAUAGCAGAUUGUGUUGAAGCAUUGAUUGGUUGUUAUUUAACAACUCGUGGAGAACGCUCUGCUCUACGUUUAAUGCAAUGGUUUGGAAUCGAUUGUCUUCAUAAAUCAGAUAAUAGUCAACCAACUACUAGAGCUCCAUGGUCUUUACCAAAAUCCAACUACUUAGAUACCGAUGAAAAUAGAGCAAAUUUAAAUGAAGCACGUUUAGUUUGGAGAUUUGAUGAAUUGGAAUCUUCGUUAAAUUAUACUUUCAAGGAUCCUAGUCUAUUGAUUCAGGCUUUUACACAUCCAUCUUAUCAUCAACUACGUGUUUUAUCAACAACUAAUAAUUUAUCUGAUCAAUCCAACUUAAUGUUUUCAACUGAUUUAGAUUGUUAUCAACGUUUAGAAUUUUUAGGUGAUGCUGUAUUAGAUUAUGUAAUAACAAGAUUUCUAUAUGAAGAUUCUAAACAACAUUCACCUGGUGUAUUAACUGAUUUAAGAUCAGCUUUAGUAAAUAAUAAUAUAUUUGCUGCAUUAGCUGUACGAAUUGGUUUACAUAAAUAUUUUCGUGCUUCAUCACCACAAUUGUUGCAUACAAUCGAUGUAUUUGUACGUUAUCAAAAAGAUGUAGCUAAAGAUGAUCUAGAUUUUAUUACAAAUGAGGAAAUUGAAAUUCGACAACCUGAAUUAGUUGAUACAUUUACUGAAGAAACUAUAAAUAAUCUAACAAGUUCCAACUUAUCUUCUUCAAAUUCUUACCCCGUUACGAAAACAUCAAUGAUGGUGAAUAAUCAAAAUACGCCAUCUAUUAUCAGCAUUAGUAAACAACGUCAUUGUCAAACUCAUGUUCAUGGUGACGUUAGUGAAGAAGAAGGAGAAGUAAAAGAAAAAGACAAUGAUAAUGAUGACGAAGAAGACGAUUUGUAUAAUGAUGAUGAAGAAGAAAAACAUGCAUCAAUAUUAAAUCAUGCUAAAGAAUGUGAAUCUAAAUGGCAAGAAAAAGAUACUCAAGAAUUAACUGGUUUAUUUGUUCAAAAUUCUUCUGAAAAUCAAUCCUCAAAACCUCAACACCAAACAUACGAGCAACAUCUGUCGAAAUCAGGCAAAAGUAACAAUGCCAACAACACAAUUCCUACCAACACUGGUCACUUGACAACUAAUCGAUUAUCGGACGAUGUAGAAAUUCCUAAAGCUUUAAGUGAUAUAUUUGAAUCUUUAGCUGGUGCAAUAUUUCUUGAUUCAAAUUUCAGUCUGGAUACUGUUUGGCAAAUAUUCUAUCCCAUUAUGAAAGAACGUAUUGAACGAUAUACUGCUUGUAUCCCGAAAUCACCAGUUAGACAAUUAUUAGAACUGGAACCAGAAGGAACAAAAUUCGAGAGAGCUCGACGAAUGGUGGACGGAAGAAUUUCAGUUUGUGCCCAUGUAUUAGGUAAAGGUCGAUUUUAUGGUGUUGGACGAAAUUAUCGAUUGGCCAAAAGCUUAGCUGCUAAACGUGCUUUAAGAGUACUGCGUAGAUUAAAUCAGCCGUCUCAAAUUACACCAGUAACUGCUAAUGGAGACUACGAUCAGCAAUCAUGA